Messenger RNA from Thunnus maccoyii (southern bluefin tuna), 6015 nucleotides. It is a transcript of the gene st6galnac3, whose product is annotated as ST6 (alpha-N-acetyl-neuraminyl-2,3-beta-galactosyl-1,3)-N-acetylgalactosaminide alpha-2,6-sialyltransferase 3. Gene Ontology annotation, biological process: ganglioside biosynthetic process; oligosaccharide metabolic process. The transcript is spliced from 5 exons. Bases 210 to 1130 code for a protein of 306 amino acids. Lineage: Eukaryota; Metazoa; Chordata; Actinopteri; Scombriformes; Scombridae. The record is from RefSeq and is a predicted model, not a curated record. Gene Ontology annotation, molecular function: alpha-N-acetylgalactosaminide alpha-2,6-sialyltransferase activity.
GAGAGAUAGAGAUAGAGAGACAGAGAGAGAGAGAGAGGGGGGAGACGAAUAACGGUACAUUGAAAUAUUCAUGGAUCCCAGCGUUUAACCGCACCGCAUCUGCGUCGGCUGGCGUGAUGCGUACGUGAAUAAAUGUCCUGGAAAACGGUGAACGGCGUUUCGGUGCUGACGAAAACAAGCGCUCCACCAUUGUCUGCGUAGAAAUAAGAAUGGCCUGGAUGUGGAAGAGGAAGUCUCUGAUCGCCACCAGUCUGAUCGUGGUGGUGUCGCUCUUCGUGGUGGUGGUGAACUACUCGGAGAAGCCGUAUUUCCUCCUGCAGCCCGUGUUCGGUCAGACGUUCAGCAGCCACUGGAUGUUCUCCAAGCAGCCGUACAAAGCCUUCAAGCCUCACCUGGGCUAUGUCAGCAUCCCCAAACAGGAGCCCCUUAAGCUGCACUGUGAGCUCUGCAGCAUCGUGUCCAGCUCCGGCCAGAUGUUGGGCCAGGCUGCCGGCCCGCAGAUCGACCGCUCUCCCUGCAUCUGGCGAAUGAACAACGCGCCGACACGGGGCUUUGAGCGCGACGUGGGCCAACGAACCACCCUGAGGGUCGUCUCGCACACCAGCGUCCCCCUGCUGCUUCAGAAGCCCCAGUACUUCUUCGGCCAGGGCAACGACACCGUCUACGUCGUUUGGGGGCCGCUACGAAACAUGAGGAAGGACGGCAAGGGCAUUGUGUAUAAUAUGCUGCGACAGGCGGCGGAGAACUACCCUCACGCACGCAUCUAUGUCACCACAGAGGACAGGAUGAACUACUGCGACAUGGUCUUCAAGAAGGAGACGGGAAAAGACAGGAUUCAGUCCGGCUCUUACCUCAGCACUGGCUGGUUCACGCUCAUCCUCGCAAUGGACAUGUGCAAAGAGAUCCAUAUCUACGGCAUGAUAAAUGACACCUACUGCAAGUCUGAAGGUUACAGAAAAGUUCCCUACCACUACUACGAGGCCGGCAGCCGGGACGAGUGUGCAGAGUAUCUCCUUCACGAGAGCGCCCCUUACGGAGGGCACCGCUUCAUCACAGAGAAGUCUGUGUUCGCCAAGUGGGCCAAAACUCACGCCAUCAAGUUCUUCAACCCACCGUGGCAACUAUCGUGACCCUGGCUGAACCGACGUGGGAAUACAACAUCAUUUUCAUCAUCAUCAACAUCUUCAGGGAACAUGCUGAGUCUCUACGCUGACAGAAACGGUGUUCCCUAAUGUGCACAGAUAUUCUUUUUGGCACAAAUUCAAAUAUCAAUAUAUCCAUCAAUGACAGUUGUUUGUCCAGUCCUGGUUGGUUCAUAUCCAGGAGGUGCUUAGAGGUGGAGCCUCUAUAAUCCAGGCUCCUGUUUAUUUGACAAUGGUCCCUCAAGCAGACAGAUAUCCAUUAUGGAUGACCAACCAGGACAGCACUGACAUAUCUCAUGUUCUUGAAUAUUUACUGUUUUUCUCCUUAACUUGAAAGCUGAAGAAAAUGCACAGCACACUGCGCUGCACUGACUAAUCGAUCCGUUCGCUGCUCUUUGAGUCUGGCAAAGGAUGCCUCGAAGACUUGACUGAACAAAAAUAAAAAAAAGAAGGAGAAAACAACAUGAAGAAGAAACAACUGUCCGUCAACUCGCAGUGACCACAGCAGCUCAGAUGUCCGCAGGCGUUUGCACAUUGCAAAGGCUGAAUUUAAAUGUUCCAGACUGUAGUUGGAGAAGAGCUCAGCCACUGCAGAGACAAGUCACGUUGCUGUGAACUUCUGACGAGCUUGGCUGCUCUGUUUCCUCUGCGUGUCUGUCUUCUGUCAGGCUCUAAUUAAUCUAUAGCGAGUAUCAUUCAGGCCUUCAUCUCCAACUGAGGGAGUAUUGAAGGCAGAUGCUUUGUCAGUUUCAAUUUACUGUGCUCCGUCUAAAGAAGCUUCAACAAACAAGGUCAUUUGAAAAAGAAAACGCAAGCGAGCAAAAUUCAUGUUUAUGCCGGAUUUAGAAGUCGAAGGUAAAUCAGAAGUGUAGAUGUAAAUCUGCUUUUUUAUCGUUAUUCUUCUUUGUUAAGUUGUGUGUAACCUCACACAAUUUGAAGAUGUCAGCUUUUUUUUUUCUUUUAUAAUGCUGUGAAACGGAGUUGUAAAAGACACGUUGUGGCGUUUGGCUUGAUGUACGGAUGGAUGAGUCGCUAAUUUAUUCUGCAGAGAUAAGUUCCUAACGCUUUUUAACAGUGUGCCAUUGACAAUGUGAGCCUCACAGCACAUAGAGCAAUGUGCAAUUAGAAACUCCAUCCUUACAGAAGGAGUUAAGUCAUUUGUGACCCCACAGAGGGAGAGAUUUAUGUGUGCAGUGAAACCGUUUGAAGUUAAUUGUAUUCUAUUAUCAUUUUGUGCCUGCAAUACACUCUGCAGUUCAUUGUACAGUAUAGAGACAGAGGAGGAUGCACUGGCGCUCGCUCUCUCUGUCGCUCAUAUUCUUAUCCAGCUUUGUGCCUCUUUGUGUACAGUAUCACUGUGUGAACAUGUCUAUCCAUUUGUCUUUGGACACAGCUUGCAUGUCUCCUGGUUUGGGCCGUUACAUUUUGAAUGCAUCUGUUCUGGGACAGUGAAGAAUAAUCAGUGAACUGCUGAGGUGUGUUGGUUGGAUGGUAGCUGCGGAGGGCUCAGACAGUCUGGCUGUGACUGUGACCCCCCCCCCCCACUCCCCCCCCGAGGCUGUGAUUAGUGUCCCGGUCAGAGCCGCGGCCCAGGGGGGAGGACUGGAAGGAUUCAAAGACUUCUAAUUUAGGAGACUUGAUGCACAGGGUUGCUGAUGACUGUAAUAUACUGCAGCUGAGUUUCACAAUGUCACUCCUUACUGCCACAGUGUGCUGUUUACACACAUACUUUCUCUAUUUUAGGCUAUUUUCUUGUUAGCAUUGAUUGCUGAUUGGCUGGUCAGUGUUCUAGGUUUAAAUUACUAGCUUUUUCCAGAGCUUUCAACUAAAAAAGACUUACUAUAAAAAACAACUGGGAGAGUUUUUACAUUUUAACAUUGUUUCUGCAACACAUCACUAACUAUAAUUCAGAGAGAAGCAGGUCCUAACUAUACAUCUAAGUAUGUUCUUUGAAACAAUAGCCAUAUAUAACCUUGGCAUCUGAAAAACUAGGCUUUUUUUAACUAGCUUAGUUCUAGUGGCACUGUAAGAACUCUCUGGGUAUCAAUUGUAAAAAUAUUAGAACCAAAAAUUGUGAUUUCUUGGAAUUUUUAUUGAUUUUACAAAAUGUGUAGUUGACUUCCUGACUAUUCUAAAAACAAGCGAGAAAAAGAGGUUUGUGGUCGCACACUAAAGCAGAAAUAACCACAAAACACAUUCGAACCUCAGUCGCACAUUAGCUGACGCCACGUUUACGUCAUAUUGGAUGGAUGGUAGAGACCUGAAAAAAGAUAAGCGUUCACGUCAUCAGACAAUUCGAGACAGUUGUAUGAUUACAGAGUUGGUUGAGUGAGGGUUGAAAAUACUGUGCAUUGACAACAUAAGUCUAUAUCCGUUAAAUUUGGAUUUGGCGUCCAUAUUUGCUACAUUUUCAAGUACUUCUGUAUUAUGAAGCACCAAUUGGGAACAUUGGCACCUUUAGAGAUGUCAGUUUUCCAGUCUCGGCGUGAACGUUAUUCAUAAAUUGGAAUCUUGUAAUUACAGUAACUCCAAUAUGACGUGAACGCAGCACUAGCACAAAGAACACUGUGUUGUUGCUGCAUUGUACAGAUACUUUGUCUACAAAAUAUGAUUUAUUUUGUUAUUCAGGAUUAAGUUGAUACUAACUGAACAUAAUUUUAGCGGUUCUUCAGAUGCAGUGGAAACAUAAAUAAGAAUGUCCAGUUUCAAUUAGUUCCUGAGCUUAAUUAUUUGGGUUUCUUAGCUCCUAGAACAUUUUUGGCUAAAAAGCAGCCAACUUUAACUUUUUAAAGCAAAUUUGUGCUCAAUAUUUUUUUAUUUUCAACAGUAACAAACUGAUACAAUUAAUUAACAAUUAAGACAAAACAUAUCGAAAACCACAACACAAGAGCAAACACAAAAACAUUUAAAAAAAAACAAACAAAAAAAACCAGUAGUAUUCACAACCCGGUGAAUUUAGAUAAAGUGGUUUUUCGUACUUAUACUGUUAUAUUUUUUACCCUCAUACUUACAUAUCACUCUUGAACAUUCCUCUUUCAGGUAUAUUGCUAAGUAAAUUUUAAGCAAAUUUAGUUGUUUUGUUUAACUACUAUGAUCUUGACUAAGGUCGGGGAUGAACUUUAAUGCACACAGUGUACAUCUAAAAUCAUAGCUACUGAGCUGACAUGCUAACAGAAACCCCAUCCCCUGAUGAAGACCAUGUGAUACAGCUCCGGAAAACACUAGUAAGUGGACCUUAAGUUGGAAUUAUUCUGUCAAAUUAAGUCAAGUAUUAACCCAGACGUCGAGACAUAUUUUAACCCGCAGAUUAUCAGAAUCAUGCUUACUGAGUCGUUGUGUGUCAGCAGCACGUUUGGAAACAGGUUUGGCUGCUUUUGCAUCAGGAACAGAAAAAUCAGAUCCUUCUUUGUUUUCCAGACGAAACACGGUGGAAGCAAGGUACCCCUGCGCUUACAGAGACUGUCCUACAACUCAAAACUCAAUAGUUGUCCGUCCUCUUGUCACCUUGUCAAGCAGAAUGACAAGAGCAUCAGCAAAAUGUAAAAACCCUCCUAUUUUAAAUUCCUCCCGGUGUCUCUCAGCGGAUAGAAGACGACCGUAACACAGGCAGGGUCACGGGUCCGAUUUCCUCUGGGACGACACGUGCUCGAGAGGUGUUCAGUCCUGUCACUGUGAGCAGCUGCGAAUCAAAGUAUCCACCACACAAUAUAUGUAAAGUAGAAAUGUCUUACAGUAUUAUUUUUCCUGUUCAGAGAGCCUGAUGAUAAGAUCCGGGCCUCGACAAGAGUUAUAAAUUGUACUUCUUUCUGUUCCUGUGGGAAAACAGCCACAGAUACCGAAGCGUGAAUUCAUGCAGUAUGCCAUGCAUGUUACAUGAUUAAACGUACAUCUUUUAUACGUUUCCACUCAGCCUGUGAUUGUGCAGUCAUCUGGCAGCUCUACCACCAAUCGGCUUUACCUCUACUGUACAGUAUAUCCAACGUUAAUUGUAAAGCACUUCACGCCAAGAUGAGAAAUUAACUAUUCUAGGGAACGUGUUUUGUCCCCAUGAUCAGAUUUUUAGUUGUGUUACAGUGCAUCGUUUGAGGUUUUCUUUUAAAUUGUUUGCUCACAACGGGAAGAAGAGCGCCGUGUUCUUUCUGUUCAUCUUCCACUCUCCUUUUGUUGAGUUUUUUUUUUUUUUUUUAAUAAUGGUGGCUUUUACUUUUUGUUGAUGCAGUGGUUUGUGUGCAGCUUUUUUUAUUUUCUUUUUUUUUUUUUCUGCUGCUGGUUGCAUGUUGCCAACAUUUUCUGCUGCUUCAGGCUGUGCACUCGGUUAUUUUCUGAUCAACAAACACUCCAUUGUUCUCAGCCAGAACACACUGGAAGAAUACCUACGGAUAUAUUAUACAGUAUAUUAUGGGCCUCUUAUAGGCUCUCAUGAAUCAUCUCUGGCUUACAAGAAGGGGACUGUAGUCAUAUUCGCUGUGAAUAAGUAACCCCAUGAAAAAAAAAAAGGCAUAAGCAGAGUGGGAGGCAAGAUAGUACACUUUUUUAAUUUGCAGGGUUCAUUUUAGAUUUCAAGGAGAUUUUAUGAAUUUAAAAGAAUAUUUUUGCCCUAAAUUCUUGCUCAUUUUUUAUUCUGUUUCUCUUUGUCUUCAUUCAAGGCUUUAACAGAUCAUAUAACCGGCCUAAUGUUAUGUUACGAGCAGCCAAGUGUGCUCGGAAAUGGUUUCCUCCGUUCUCAAACCUGAGGCUGUUUUAUCUUUAUACCUCGCUGUAUGUAUGCAAAUAGUAAAACACACAUAAAAAAAAAAAAACACUGCUCUUCCUCUGCUGCCCAGCAACAGAAGUGGAAGAAAAAUGAGCUCCAAUUGUCUGUUGUUGAAUAAUA